This is a messenger RNA of Owenia fusiformis, 724 nucleotides long. The record is from the annotation of a GenBank genome assembly. Lineage: Eukaryota; Metazoa; Annelida; Polychaeta; Sabellida; Oweniidae.
GCUCUCGCCAGCACGCUGUUCGUUAAUCAACCUAAAGGCUGGAUGGAGGAGGCCAUUUGCAUGGAAUGGUUUGAAAGCGUGUUCUUAAACUAUUGUGGAGACCGGAGGCCGCAGUUACUAAUUAUAGAUGGUCAUCUGUCUCAUGAGUACCACAAGCUUAUAGAAUUAGCUCACAGAGAACAUCAUCCUUCUGUUUACCACCACAUAGGACCCAUUGGCUGCAGCCACUAGACUUGGACCAUAUUCAUCUGAUAACAACACUAUUUGUUCAGAGUACAUGGCAGCGCCAUCCAAUAUCGUGAAUAAAGAAAGCUCUUGCAAGCUUUUUCGGGAAGCUUGGUGCAAGUCUGUCACUCCCAGUAAUGUAAAGAAUAGUUUCAGAGCAUGUGGGAUAAUUCCUCUGAAUCGAGACGCCAUACCAGUGGAAGCCUACGCUCCUUCGGAAUCUACAAAUCGACCUCUACCACAACCUGAGCAACAAAGUACAAGUGCCCUCCUCCCACAAGGUCAGCCUGACUGUACUUCAACUCCCAAAGGAACAGUAACACCCAUCCAUAAGAUAAUCCAUAGGAUAAUGAAGGACCCACGGUCCUGUGCUCACACAGUUUGGAACCUUCAGAGGAAUGUAUAUCCUGACUUUCAAACAAAAAUAUUGAUUUGGAUUUGUAGUCUAGAACUUUGAGAAACUUAGAUAGCACAGUUGUGUGACCUAGUCUGAUGACCU